AUGCUGAGGACAAGGUUCCUCACGCUGAGGAAAAGGAUCCUCACGUUGAGGACAAGGUUCCUCACGCUGAGGACAAUUUUUCUCACGCCGAGGACAAGGUUCCUCAUCCUGUGGACAAGGUUACACACGCAGGACAAGGUUCCUCACAACGAGGACAAGGUUCUUCACGCUGAGGACAAGGUUCCUAACGCUGAGGACAAGGUACCUCACGCGGAGGACAAGCUUCCUCACGCUGAGAACAAGGUUCCUCACGCUGAGGACAACGUUCCUCAACUGAGAACAAGGUUCCUCACGCUGAGGACAAGGUUCCUCACGCUGAGGACAAGGUUCCUCACGCUGAGGACAAGGUUCUUCACGCUGAGGACAAGGUUCCCUCACGCUGAGGACAAGGUUCCUCACGCUGAGGACCAGAUUCCACACGCUGAGGACAAGGUACUUCACGCUGAGGAAAAGUUUCCUCACGGUGAGAACAAGGUUCCUCAUGCUGAGGACAAGGUUCCUCACGCUGAGAACAAGGUUCCUCACGGUGAGGACAAGGUUCCUCACGCUGAGGACAUGUUCCUCACGCUCAGGACAAGGUUCCUCAGGCUGUCACGCUGAGGACAAGGUUCUUCACGCUCGAGAAGGUUCCUCACGCUGAGGACAAGGUUCCUCACGCUUCCUCACGCUGAGGACAAGGUUCCUCACGCUGAGGACAAGGUUCUUCACGCUAAGGACAAGGUUCUUCACGCUGAGGACAAGGUUCCUCACGCUGAGGACAAGGUUCCUCACGCUGAGUGACAAGGUUCCUCACGCUGACGACAAGUUUCUUCACGCUGAGGACAAGUUUCUUCGCGCUGAGAACAAGAUUCCUCACGCUGAUGACAAGGUUCCUCACGCUGAGGACAAGGUUCUUCACGCUAAGCAGAAGGUUCUUCACGCUGAGGACAAGGAUUUCCUCAUGCUGAGGACAAGGUUCCUCACGCUGAGGACAAGGUUCCUCACGCUGAGGAGUAGGUUCUUCACGGUGAGGACAAGGUUCCUCACGCUGAGGACAAGGUUCCUCACGCUGAGGAGUAGGUUCUUCACGGUGAGGACAAGGUUCCUCACGCUGAGGACAAGGUUCCUCACGCUGAGGACAAGGUUCCUUACGCUGAGGACAAGGUUCUUCACGCUGAUGACUAGGUCCUUCACGGUGAGGACAAGGUUCCUCACGCUGAGGACAAUGUUCCUCACGCUGAGGACAAGGUUCCUCACGCUGAGGAGAAGGUUCUUCACGCUGAGGACAAGGUUCGUCACGCUGAGAACAACGUUCGUCACGCUCAGGACAAGGUUCUUCACGCUGAGGACAAGGUUCUUCACGCUGAGAACAAGAUUCCUCACGCUGAGGACAAGGUUCCUCAUGCUGAGGACAAGGUUUUUCACGCUGAGGACAAGGUUCUUCACGCUGAGAACAAGGUUCCUCAUGCUGAGGACAAGAUUCCUCACGCUGAGGACAAGGUUCCUCACGCUGAGGACAAGGUUCUUCACGCUGAGGACAAGGUUUUUCACGCUGAGAACAAGAUUCCUCACGCUGAUGACAAGGUUCCUCAUGCUGAGGACAAGGUUCUUCACGCUGAGGACAAGGUUCUUCACGCUGAGACAAGGUUCCUCACGCUGAGGACAAGGUUCUUCACGCUGAGGACAAGGUUCCUCACGCUGAGGACAAGGUUCUUCACGCUGAGGACAAGGUUCCUCACGCUGAGGACAAGGUUCUUCACGCUGAGGACAAGGUUCCUCACGCUGAGGACAAGGUUCUUCACGCUGAGGACAAGGUUCUUCACGCUGAGAACAAGGUUCCUCAUGCUGAGGACAAGGUUCCUCACGCUGAGGACAAGGUUCCUCACGCUGAUGACAAGGUUCCUCACGCUGAGGACAAGGUUCUUCACGCUGAGGACAAGGUUCGUCACGCUGAGGACAAGGUUCCUCACACUGAGGAUAAGGUUCUUGACGCGGAGGACAAGGUUCCUCACGCCGAGGACAAGGUUCCUCACACUGAGGACAAGGUUCUUGACGCGGAGGACAAGGUUCCUCACGCUGAGGACAAGGUUCCUCACGCUGAGGACAAGGUUCCUCACGCUGAGGACAAGGUUCCUCACGCUGAGGACAAGGUUCCUCACGCUGAGGACAAGGUUCCUCACGCUGAGGACAAGGUACCUCACGCUGAGGACAAGGUUCCUCACGCUGAGAACAAGGUUCCUCACGCUGAGGACAAGGUUCCUCACGCUGAGGACAAGGUUCCUCACGCUGAGGACAAGGUUCCUCACGCUGAGGACAAGGUUCCUCACGCUGAGGACAAGGUUCCUCACGCUGAGGACAAGAUUCCUCACGCUGAGGCCAAGGUUUCCUCACGCUGA
Messenger RNA from Paramuricea clavata, 2375 nucleotides. The record is from the annotation of a GenBank genome assembly. NCBI's taxonomy places the organism in Eukaryota, Metazoa, Cnidaria, Anthozoa, Malacalcyonacea, Plexauridae.